AUGAUUUGGCAUCCAGCCAAGACUAAGGAUACAGCGGCAUUGGUUUAUUGGUUAAAUUGGAGGGUUUUACUAUGUGGAAUUUGGAUCUCAUUUGCUGUGGUUAUAGCAUCAUAUUUGAUUUGGAAGUAUGAAGGUUCAAAUAGUUCAAGACCUGAUAGAGUUAGAGUUAAAUCUCAAGAAUUGUAUGAAGAUGAAGGUUGGCGGCCGUGUUUCAAAGAUCUUCAUCCUGCUUGGUUGAUGGCUUUUAGGAUUAUUGGAUUUGUUGUUCUACUGGCUUUGCUUGUUGCCAAUGCUAUUGUCGAUGGGGGUCGCACAUUCUACUUCUAUACCCAGUGGACGUUUGCACUGGUUAUCAUUUACUUUGGGCUUGGUUUUGUUAUCUCUGUUGAUGGAUGCUACAAAUAUCGUAAUAGAGUUGUAUCUGUUCAUGUCGAGGCGUUAGAUGCAGAACGAGGCAACUACAUUGCUCCCAGAAGACACGCAGAAAAUGUAAAUGGAAGCAAUGCAAUGAACAGUUCCGUUCUCAACGAACAACAUUCUGACCGAAAACAUGCUGGAAUGUUGGUUUAUGCUUUUCAAAUUAUUUUUCAGAUGAGUGCAGGAGCCGUAAUGCUCACAAAUGUCGUCUUUUGGUUCGUUAUGGUUCCGAUACUUACCAUCAAAGACUACAAACUGAAACCUAUGGUGGUUAGCAUGCAUUCAAUCGAUGCUGUUUUUUUCCUUGUUGAUGUGGCUUUGAACAGCAUGGGGUUCUCAUGGUUCCGGAUUUCCUAUUUCAUCUUAUUGUCAGCGACAUAUGUCAUUUUUCACUGGGUCAUUCAUGCUUGCGUAUCACUCUGGUGGCCUUACCCCUUUCUCGACGUAUCAUCCUCUUAUGCCCCAUUAUGGUACAUACUUUUAAGUUCUGCCACUUUGUUGAACUGA
Messenger RNA from Papaver somniferum (opium poppy), 924 nucleotides. RefSeq lists its product as uncharacterized. NCBI's taxonomy places the organism in Eukaryota, Viridiplantae, Streptophyta, Magnoliopsida, Ranunculales, Papaveraceae. The transcript has 7 exons. The coding region runs from base 1 to 924 and encodes 307 amino acids. Gene Ontology annotation, cellular component: membrane. The record is from RefSeq and is a predicted model, not a curated record.